GAGAGAUGAAGAAGUGGCGGUAACCAUGGCAACAGCAAUAACACAGCCCGACUAUAAACAGGAAAAUUUUUUCCGCAUGACCAUUCUGAUUGUGGAGUAUGGUUUGACGGUCUUGCAAGAUGUUCUUCGGGAAGAACUAACAAAAAGCUAUUCCAGUGUUUUUGACCCCCAGAAUGGGUUGCUAUGUGGGGUGCUAGGUGAUGGACCUGUCAGGACAAAACUGGAUAGACUAGUAAGAUCAAGAAUACUUAAUGUACAUCAACAGAACCAGCUGUAUCCUGGUGGAAACCCCUCCCCAUCAGUGACUGUUGGUGAUUUAGACAUCACACUGACUGUGCUUUUGCUGAGAAACAUCACAACAUUGAAUUCACGUCCAGGGUUGAAUGCAUGGGACAACCCCUCUGACACAGACACGUCAAGAGAAGCCACGAUUGGGCGAGUUAAAAGAUACCGAAAUAUUGUAUACGGCCAUGCAAACAACGCAGCAAUUAGCGAUGAAGAUUUUAAAGCACAUUUCUCAAGCCUUAAGUCCAACCUCCUGGCUCUCUCUAGUAUGUACACCAGUGAGGACUAUGAUGACAUCUUGACUCGACAUCUUGAUGCUACUUUACUGAAGGAAAACAAGGACAUUUUGAAAACAUGGCAUGAUUAUGACAACGAUGUGAAAGAGCAGGUGAAGAUCAUGGAAACAAAACUCCUGGACGGCCAAAAAAGAAGUGAAGAGAACGUUCUUGUGGAGGUAAAAAUUGGCACACAGCAUACACAUAAUAAACUUGAGGAAAUCUCUGAAAGAAUCACACAGGUGAACAAAGUUCAGUCAGAGCUGACCCACCAAGUCAGAGAGUUACAGGUGUGCGUGGAAGGGGUCAAAGGUGCACAGAAUCGAGAUUCACAAAGAUGGUCUCUAGAUCAACAAGUUCAGAUUAUCAAAGGCUCAGUGGACAGUGAAAUUUCAGCCACAAUGACUGGCAGCGGGAGUGACAGAGAACCCGUGGCUGUUUUACCAUCUCAUAUGGAUGAAGAAGCAAGUAAGCACCAGACUCAGACGCUGACCUUUGAAAACUCUGAUGAACCACCAUGUGUCUCAGCUGUACCUCAUCCAGAUGUCACCACCCCCCUGUGUGAAGACAGACACAAACACGAUAUGAACACCAAUGAAACUAUAAUGUCCCAGACAACAGUUACGAAGAGUGCACAGGACUAUCAGGAGUGUGGAAAAGAGGACAGCAUGGCUGAAGAAUUUAAAGGAGGCGUGGAGGUAUUGCACUUUCUACGAGAUUUGGAGAGAAGACCAGCAGACGACCAGACACCAAUACCAGACAUGGUCACCAAGUGUACAGUGUUGGAGCUAGCGUAUCAGAACAUUGAACACAUCCCUAACACCAUAGAUAGAUGCAUCAAUGUGAAGAGGAUCAAUCUGAGAGGGAACAAACUUUCGUCACUUCCUUGGUCGUUGUCUCAGUUAAAAAAUGUCACAUAUCUUAAUCUCAGUCGGAAUCAGUUCACAAAGCUCCCGGCCUCAGUGUGUGCUCUACCACAUAUAGGGAACCUGGACCUAAAGCACAACAAGCUAUCCAGUCUUCCUCCCGAUUUUAGUAAGUUGACCACACUGAAGAGUUUAGACCUCGGGUGUAAUCAGUUUACAGAACUCCCAGCUCCAGUGUGUGCUCUACCACAUAUAGAAAACUUGGACCUGUGGAAUAACAGACUAUCCAGUCUCCACACUGAUAUCAGUAAGUUGACCACACUGAAGAGAUUAAACCUUGGGGGUAAUCAGCUCACAGAGCUCCCAGGCUCAUUGUGUACUCUACCACAUAUAGAGAACCUGGACCUACAUAAAAACAAGCUAUCCAGUCUCCCUCCUGAUAUCAGUAAAAUGACCACACUGAAGAGAUUAAGCCUCAAAUAUAAUAUGCUCACAGAGCUCCCAGCCUCAGUGUGUGCUCUACCACAUAUAGAGAACCUGGACCUAGAGUUUAACAAGCUAUCCAGGCUCCCUUCUGAUGUCAGUUAUAUGACCGCACUGAAGUAUCUGAAUGUUUCCAGCAAUAAUAUUACACAUUUACCCCACCAGCUUGCUUCACUUACACUUCGUGAUCUGUGUGUGGACGAUAACCCCAUCCAGCAACCACCCAAGUCAGUGUGUGAGGCAGGACAAGAGGCAAUAUUCAGAUUCUUAACAAAACUCAAAGAAUCAAAAGCAGUCAAGUCUUCCAGAAUCCAAAUAAACAUCCUAGGAGAGACAGAAAGUGGGAAAACCAGUUUAGCGCGCUCCUUAAGACAUGACACCCCUAUGUUGACUGAUAAAGCUGAUAGAACUAGAGUUGUGGAGCAAUCACUGUGGGAAAUUGAAAGGGGUGUCAGUUUUAACAUCAAUGACUUUGGAGGUCAUGAUGUGUACAGAGUUGGACACCGUAUCUUCAUCUCACAGAACAGUAUAGUUCUUGUCACCUUUGACUUGUCGACCUAUGACCCAAGCAGCAGAUCACAUUUCAGACAACAUAUUGGAAUGUGGAUAGACAUGGUGCAGUCCCAUAAUCCAGGGGUGACAAUUGCAUUAGUUGGUACACAUCUCGAUAAAACUAAUGAGUUGACCCGCAAGGCUGUCUGUGAAUCUGUUCAAGAAGCAAUCACACAUGAAAAGAUAUGCAGGCAAAAGUGGUAUGAAAGGCAAAUAAGAGAUCUCAAGGAAAAAAUACAGACCUCACAGAAAAACAGAAAUCAAGGUCUGAUUUCAGCAUACAAGGAGAAGAUAGAAUCACUGGAGAAUAUAAGAGGAUAUGAUGAAUCAAGAAUCCAUCAUUACAUUUUCAUGGUGAGUUCCAAGACCAAAGCAGGUUUAAGUGACCUUAAAGAUUAUCUAUCUACCCAAGCAAAGGAAAGAAGUGUUACCCUACCACAAGCCUGGCAUGGAGCAGCAAAGAUCAUCUAUGCAAAAAAAGAAAAUAAAGCUGAAAGCACCAUUUGCAGGGAAAAUAUAACACAAGCCAUACGAAACUCAGUUGAAGGUUUCAGAGGUACCAAAACAUUCUUAUGGAUGACAUUUCGUCAAAAACCAGAGGAUGAAGUAAAUGGUAUCCUUGCUUACCUUGCCAACAGAGGUGAUUUCAUCUGGUAUCCGAAUAGUCCAAUCCUUAGAAACACUAUCUUCCACAGACAGGACGUUCUAGCUGAUCUCCUCAAGGCAGUCCUCAACCACGAUAAGGAUAAAUUUGAGUUUCUAAAACAAAUCAUCGUCAGUGAACCAAUGGCAGAGAGAAUUAAAGAAGAUUUCAUCAUGAGAGGAAUUCUCUCUGUGCAGGUGAUGGAGGCUCUAUGGGAACCAUUUGGUUUGACAGCCAGAGAAACCAGUGCAAUGGUGGAGCUCAUGCAGAGGCUGGAAUUAUGCUUCAAGGCGAACGAGGGCAAAGAUGGUUACACGUUUCACUUUCCAUGGCUACUGGAACAAAGCCGCCCACCAAUCAUGGACACCAAGUGGCCUCACUCAGUACCACAGGACAGUACACAGCUUACCCUGAAUGUGUAUUUCCCAUAUCGCUGUCCUGAUGGUCUCUAUGAGAAAUUGUCAGUGCGCCUUCAUUCAACCCUGGGACACUUUCAGCCUAUGAGGAGAGACUGGAGAGAUGGGGUAUUUGUGGACAUGGCAUCACACUGCAUGCAAAUGACCAGAAGCCAGACGGACAGAGACUGGGUGAUCACCAUUGCUGUCCGAGGUCAACAUCUCCCAGACCUGUGGAGAACACUGCUCCAAAACCAUGAUCACCUUAUGGACAUCCUGGAGGAAGAUUGGCCUGGCUUACCACGUGACAAGUGCCUGGUGUGUCCUCACUGUACAAGUCUACAUGUAGAGCCCCCGACCCUGUUCCCUGGUGAAGUGAUUGACCAGAAACCAGCCAUAACUGUUCACUUGGUGCCAUGUUGGAAAACUGGGGAACUAAUAUCAGCAGACCUAAUAUAUCCCUAUAUGCCAGGUUUCACUGCCAUGAAACAUCACCAAAAGCGUGCCCUGAAACAGCACAUGGAGCUGCUGGUCAGUAACAUUACCACGCCAUGCCUGAGUUACCUGCUGGACAAGCUGAUACAGGAAGACAUCAUCACUGACAGAGAGAAGGAGUAUGUACGUUCUAAGCCGUCUACUGGGGACACACAGGAGGUUGAGGGGGCAGCAGGAGCAGCAGCAGCCAGAGUGGUGUCUCCUGAACAGACAAGAACACUGCUCAGUAUUCUGCUUACCAAAGAGAAGAGGGCAUUCCAAUGUCUAUGUAGAUGUCUGGAGAAGAAUGGACAGGGAUUUCUAGCAGAGCAGCUGAAAAGGUAA
Molecule: messenger RNA, 4318 nt
Organism: Lingula anatina
Lineage: Eukaryota; Metazoa; Brachiopoda; Lingulata; Lingulida; Lingulidae
Biological process (GO): regulation of apoptotic process
Cellular component (GO): cytoplasm
Molecular function (GO): protein binding
Source: RefSeq, a predicted model, not a curated record